Messenger RNA from Xiphias gladius (swordfish), 3385 nucleotides. It is a transcript of the gene scamp2, whose product is annotated as secretory carrier membrane protein 2. The record is from RefSeq and is a predicted model, not a curated record. The coding region runs from base 175 to 1167 and encodes 330 amino acids. Gene Ontology annotation, cellular component: recycling endosome membrane; trans-Golgi network membrane. The transcript has 9 exons. Gene Ontology annotation, biological process: protein transport. Lineage: Eukaryota; Metazoa; Chordata; Actinopteri; Istiophoriformes; Xiphiidae.
UAAAAGGUUAGGUGUGUAAACUGACGUACACGUCAGUGUCCGGCUGCCUGAGUGCGCCUGCGCCGUCAACUUCAUUCGAGGAAGUGGAUAGGAGAGGCAACUCGAGCGACAGAGAAGAGAUUGUUGUUUAUUCCCCGCUCAGAGAGGAUAAAACAGCCCCGCAACUUUUUCAAAAUGUCGGAAUUUGAUAGUAACCCGUUCGCAGAGCCUGCCAGCGACAACCCUUUCAAUGAUCCUUCUGUCACACAAAUGACCAACUCCAGCGUAGAACCAGUUGACCAGUACAACCCUUUUCCUGCCCAGACCACAGGUGGCCUAGCGACUCAUACAGCUCCAGCCUCCACCUCACCCUACCAGCCCGCUGUGUUACAGCCUUCUACAGAGCCCAGCCCACAGGCGACUGCUGCUGCAGCUCAGGCCAACCUGCUGAGGCAGCAGGAGGAGCUGGAGAGAAAAGCUGCUGAGCUGGACCGCAGAGAGCAGGAGCUGCAGAGCAGAGGCCCGACAGGUAAAGAGAACAACUGGCCUCCACUUCCCAGAAGCUUCCCCAUCAAACCCUGUUUCUAUCAGGACUUCUCAGAGGAAAUCCCCCUAGAGUAUCAGAGAGUCUGCAAGAUGAUGUAUUAUCUCUGGAUGUUCAACUGUGUGACUCUGUUCCUCAAUCUGCUGGCUUGUCUGGCGUACUUCACCAUCGGCACGAACUAUGGUGUGGAUUUUGGCCUCUCUAUUCUCUGGCUCGUCCUGUUCGCUCCCUGCUCCUUCCUCUGCUGGUACCGGCCCGUCUACAAGGCCUUCAAGACUGACAGCUCCUUCAGCUUCUUCUUCUUCUUCUUCGUGUUUUUCUGCCAAGUGGUGAUCUUCAUCAUCCAGUCUGUAGGCAUCCCCGGCUGGGGGAACAGUGGCUGGAUCAGUGCCUUCAGCGUCAUCAGGGAAUAUAAGGCAGUGGGAGCCAUCAUGAUCAUAGUGGCCAUCCUCUUCACCAUGUGCGCCGUGCUGUCUGUCAUCCUGCUCAAGAUGGUCCACAGCAUGUACCGCCGGACAGGAGCCAGUUUCCAGAAGGCCCAGCAGGAAUUCUCGCAGGGCGUCCUCACCAGUAAAACCUUCCAAACAGCCGCCAGUGGUGCAGCUUCCUCCGCUGCCCAGGGAGCCUUCCAGGGAAACAACUAAUGGUAGAUCGAGCUAAAAUAAGCUCCAUUUAACAGGUCAAGGUCUAUAUGUUAUCAGGUCUAGAUGAUUAACUAAACCAUCCCCAAAUCACUGAGGAAGUUUAGGUUCACUGAGAACUUGGCUGGCACCAAAGUUGCGGUGAUUCUUCCUGGAAGUUAUUGACACUCUGGGAACGGCUCCUGCCUUUUGGAGCCAGUGGCUGCAAAAUUAUGAUCUAACCUUAUGACGUAUAGACCUUGAGCUAGGUGAGGCUACAUUAUUAGCCUCCCUCCUCUCGCCCUCACCAUCAGUGCACAUGUAGUUCCCCGGGGUUAACUGUGCUUUUCACAAUCAGGCGCGUCUCCUGCAGAGUGACUUUGUCCAGCUCUGUUUGCGUGUAAAAAGCAGUCGUGGGGGAGAGUCACGCACGAGGUGCAUUUUGAGGUGGAAAGCAUGAAUGAAGUUGACUGAUUGCUAUUUCAUUGUGUCCUGGCUUUGUAUAUUUUGUGUUCACUUUUUGGCAAUGCUCUUCAGUGUAAUGUGUGACUGUGUGAGCGUGAGUGCCUGCGUGUGUGUGUGUGUGUGUGUGUGUGUGUGAGUGAGUGUGUGUGUACCUUCAUGUGGGGGCUGUAUGCUUGUGUAUUUCCACUCUGAUGGUGGCUCCAGAUCAUGUAAUAUAAAUAAGAUGAAGUGUUUCUGUUUGUCAUUGAUUGGCAUUUUUUUUUUUCCUGUCUUGAAAAGCAUUUCUCUCUAUGGUUGAACCCAGUUUGGAAAACCCUUUCGUUUUGUGUGCUGCAAAUUUCAAUCUAACGGGGAAGAAGACAGAUAAAUCAUAUUGUGAAUCGUAAUCUCUGAGGCCUUAGAUUUUUGGAUAUUACUCUUACUGCAACUACUAAUUUAAAUCUGGGGUCAUUUAUUAAAUAAAGAAAAAAACUAAGACUGGACUGGCAGCCUCCCCCACCUUCAGACUGUAAUACUGUGCUGUCAGCUUUUAAAACGUGCCUUUGACGUAUGUCUGGAACCAAAAUUUUGCUUUGCCUUUUUGUACAAAAAAAAAGCCACUGUGGUUAAACUGGUGGACGUGUUUUCUACCGAGUCUCACAUGACAGUUUCUACUUAAAGAUCACAUCAGAGUGUUACGCUUCACUUAAUUUCAUGCUUGUAAACAGCAAAUGUAAUUCUUUCUUUAUUCUAGAAUACAGAAAGAAUGUAAUUUUAUUUUACUUUAGGGCAAAUUUUCUUGCUAAAGCAAUAAACCGUUGUUGUUGUUUGUUUUUUUUUCUUUAUCAGUAUCACAUUAACGGGUUUCGAAGCGGCUUCAGCUACAUCUUUGAACACUGCCUUGCUCUGCAAGAGUUGUUUCCAAGGAAACCAAAGCAAUACUCACUAUAAAAAUGGAAAAUUUUGCCAGUAAAAUAAAUAGAUUUACAGCAAGUAGAUCAACACCAGUUCAUACAGUUUGCUUAAAUGGGCUCAGUCAAUCCAAUCUGAGACCUCCCUCUCUUCAUUUCACUAAUAACUGUAAAUGCAGGAGCAGGGCCAGUUCAUUUUUUCACGUAUUCGGGAUUUUUAAAUGCAGCAGCAGCAUAUUCAGACGGGGUGAAUCGUUUGAAGUGACGAGAGAAUAUCUCGGAGGUUUUUUCUCGGAAUUCACGGUGCUCGAAUGAGGUUUGAUGGCCACGGGUUUUAGAGGAGAAGCGGGACGCGAAUCCCAGAAUUACCCGAUGUGCGUCUGAUUUGUAGUUUCUAGCAGAGCAGUGUGAAUUUGCCGCAACGCUUACCUUCCCGAGAUCAGACCCAGUGUCUCGUCAUCGCCAGUGCACAGCUAAGGUUGUGCAUUUUCACUUUUUCUGACAGAUCAUUUCACUUCUCAAAAGAAUUUCAAUUCUCAAAACUCUCCCCUAACCCCCUGUAAGACUACCACCCAGCUCUAAAUUAUUUGUGUACUGAUGUAUAUUUUCUGUGUGACUUCUUAUAUGGGAAAACACGCAUAUGUGUGUUUUAUUUGAUGUACUGUUUUAAAACAUUUGCUCGGAUGUAACAUAUGUUGGCAUUCCUAAAGAACAAUUGCAAAACUCAGAUAAUCGGUGUGAUGUUCUUGCAGCAGAUAAAUCAAUUACCUAGUACAAGAUUUGUAUUAAUUCACAUAUCUCUGUAUGCAUUGUAUUAUGAAAACAGAAUUCAGUGCCUUCUGUAUUUCAAUAUUGAAUAUAGCAUCUAAUAAAAUGCUUUGCUUUCA